AUGGUGGUGGUGAUUCUGCUGGUAUUGAGGGUGGUCGUGGAUGUGGUGGUGGUGGUUGUGGGUUGUGGUAGUAGUGCUAAUGGUAGUGGUAGUGAUGGUGGUACUAGUGGGGUGGUGGGGGUGGAGUUAAUGGUUGUUGUGAUGGUGGUGGUGGUGGAAGUGGUGGUGGUGGUUGUGGUCGUCGCGGUUGUGAUGAUGGUCGUGGUGGCGGUGGUGGUGGUGGUUGAGGUGGUGAUUGUGGUGGUGAUUGUGGUGGUGGUGGUGGUGGUUGUGGUGGUUGUUCCACUUGUGUGUGGUGGUGGUCUUCGUGCGGGUGGUGGUUAUGGUGGUGGUGGUGGUGGUGGUGGUGGUGGCGGUGGUAGUGGUGGAGGUGGUGCCGUUGUUGGUGGUUAUGGGGUGGCCGUGGUUGCGGUGGAGGUGGUGGUGGGGGUGGUGGUCGUGGGUGUAGCAGUGGUGGUGGUGGGUUGUGGUAGCGGUGGUGAUGGUGGUGGUGGCAGUGGCCGUGCAGGGGGUGGUCGUGGUGGCCGUGGUGGUUGUAAUUAUGGUAGUGUUAGUGGUUGUGGUGGUGGUAGUCGUGGAGGCGGUGGGUCUUGUUGUGCUGGUGGGUGUCAUGGUCGUGGGGGUGGUGGUGGUAGCUGCUAUGGGGGUGGCCGUGGUGGUGGUGGUGGUAGCUGUUGUGGGGGUGGCCAUGGUGGUGGUGGUGGUGGAUUAUAG
Messenger RNA from Vigna unguiculata (cowpea), 714 nucleotides. The record is from RefSeq and is a predicted model, not a curated record. NCBI's taxonomy places the organism in Eukaryota, Viridiplantae, Streptophyta, Magnoliopsida, Fabales, Fabaceae.